AUGUCGUCGGAGGUAGAGGCUGACCAGAUACCCAUACGACGACAAGGACUUCGUCGAUGCAGCAGUGCAACAUGUCUUUCGGAUGGAAACGCUUCUGAUAAAACACCACUGGAACAUCCCGAUCUCAUGAGAGUGAGACAUCUGUCAUUUAUAAAGGGUACAAUCAAACCUUGCUUAAAACCACCAGCUAAAAAACAGGACGGAUCUGGAAGUAUAGCAUCACUGAGUUACUCACGAGGCCGAGAAUCUGACAGCGAUAUGAAUGACGACAUAUUUGAAACCGCCUCUGUAAGAUCGGAAGAUAUCUUUCUGUCAUCAGAACAAAAACAACAGAAAAAUCAGUCUAGCUUGUUGGACAGUUUUGUCUUGAUCCUAAGCGGUCUGUAUGGUAUUUUGCUUGUUGUGAUUGGUUCUGUCGUUCCUAUUGCAGAAACUUUUGUUCAUUCCUAUGUUAGACAUAUCACCUUUGAGGUAUUUUACAUAUAUCUGUAUGCAGUCAGUAUCUGCUUUAUUAUCUAUAUAUACAUGUUCCUUCUGCACGAUUCUCCCGUAGCUGUUGGUAAUCUCAAAAGAAGUUUGAGUGAGCGAGGCAAAAAACGUCUGGGACCAUCAUCUCCAGAUACUGAAAAUUGUCUGCCAGAUACCUGGAGUCAGAUCUCACGCAGUAAACGACGAAAAAUUACUUUUAACAACACAAUGAAACAAAGUGCUGCAAGUUUUUAUCUUCGACUUGGUGCAGUGGUGUUUGGAAUAGGUUGUAUGAUAUUAGAGGGUCUAUACAUUGGACAGCUCCUGGAGAUAUCACAUUCUAACGAUCCAUGUGCUGCCUGGAGUAUGAUUAUCAGACCUGUCCUGAAACCAUGCUUUACCUUUUCACAAUUAUUCUUCAUUUUCAGAAACUCAAAGAUGGUUGUGUAUAAAGCUCGAUCAAUAGCAAGAUUUGGCUUUAUGCACAUGGCUGCAACAAACAUCUGUAGUUGGUUCAGAUCUAUUGUCAUGGAAACAUUGCAGUCCUUUGCAGAAACAAUCGCAGAACAGAGACUGCAGAAACUAAAGCUUGAGCAAGAAUCCAGCAACAUGACCGAUGUGAGUCACCAAUCUAUUCAUAUCAGACUUCCGCUUACUGAGUUUUCCUGUCGCUACAGUAACAUGAUAGGAGGGAUGUUAAUGAAUUUCAGUCAUUAUCUUUAUCCAUUCUGUAUAGAAUAUAGCGUCAUUUGUGCAGGAAUUUUAUAUGUCAUGUGGAAAAACAUAGGAGUGAAAGAGAAACUGGUUAUCAGUGAAUCGGAAGACAAAGAAGAAAACCGACAGAGACAUAAAAUGAGCGUGGAUUGUUCGGGUUCCAGUAGAGGACUUUUUCUAGGAAUAUUUGUGUUCGUUGGCAUGGUUUGUAGUAUGAUCGUGUUUUACGUCAUCAGUAAGCAUGACCCGGAUGCAAAACAUACCGCCAUUAUUGUACAUUCAACAGAAAUCAUCAUAUUGUCUUUUGCAAUGGCGGCAAUUAUUGGUGCGGCAGUGAGCAUGCGCAAUCUUCAUUUUAUUUGGAAGACAAAAGAUAUGCUUGAAGAGACACUAAUUUUAGUAUCAAUGACGGGACUGUACAUGUUUUCAAUGUUUAGUUUAAUCUCAGCGUUCUUUUACAAAGACACAACUAAAGGUGUUUUAAUGAUUAUCGUUCAUAUCUUGAUGAUAUGUGUUGCGACUGCGCAAACUAUUUUUAUGAUUUUUGGAUUACGAUUAUCUGCGAAAAAUGUGAAUCAUGUUAAAUCAAAACCAGGAAGAGAGUUUGUUACAUUCUUAUUAUUGUGUAACUUUUCUUUAUGGUUUAUUGCGACGUUUGAAAUUCAAAAAGCAGGACAUAAUCCGCAACAACUGGAGUUUUAUGGCGCAAAAGCAUGGACUAUUUUCACGCAUAUCUCCGUACCACUAGGAAUAUUUUAUUUCUUUCAUUCUACUGUUUGCUUAUCCCACAUUUGGAAACAUGCUUGGAAAUUCAAAAAAUUCAGCAAAAUAUGA
Molecule: messenger RNA, 2016 nt
Organism: Mytilus trossulus (common blue mussel)
Lineage: Eukaryota; Metazoa; Mollusca; Bivalvia; Mytilida; Mytilidae
Product: proton channel OtopLc-like
Exons: 9
Coding region: 1-2016 (671 amino acids)
Biological process (GO): proton transmembrane transport
Cellular component (GO): membrane
Molecular function (GO): proton channel activity
Source: RefSeq, a predicted model, not a curated record